Molecule: messenger RNA, 2197 nt
Organism: Aethina tumida (small hive beetle)
Lineage: Eukaryota; Metazoa; Arthropoda; Insecta; Coleoptera; Nitidulidae
Gene: Sps1
Product: inactive selenide, water dikinase-like protein
Exons: 3
Coding region: 527-1750 (407 amino acids)
Biological process (GO): L-selenocysteine biosynthetic process
Cellular component (GO): cytoplasm
Molecular function (GO): selenide, water dikinase activity; ATP binding
Source: RefSeq, a predicted model, not a curated record
AUUUGACAACGUUGCCGAUGAAUUACUACUCGUCUUGUGGAAGUUUCCCACCAUUUACGCCGGGUUUGAAUGGUGUUUAGGAAAUUGCGAAAUUCGCGAUACCGUUGGUGGGAUCAGGUGUCUUUUGUAUUUGCGACCGGUUCGAGAGGUUUGAUUGCAGCGUUGCCAUUCGAGACGAGUUAGGGUUCAUCAGUGGGUGAAUUUAGGGGAUAUAAAGCGUCGACAAUUGUAUUUUAAUUGUGGGCAUUUGCAAAUUGUCGUAAAUUUUCGAAUUAAUCAGUUGGUGGGUGCCGUUUCGUGGUGUAUUUGGAAAAAUUUUGAUUACUGCCUGCAUUGUGUGCGCAGAUCUGUCCGUCCAAUGAGAGCGGGCUAUUUGGCCGCGCACGCGCAUCGGUUGCCUUUUGCAGAGGAACAGUCGCCAUUUUGCAAGCGUCGCGAGAUUGUUUGAGAAACGCUCUUCCCGAGCCAGUGUUUUUAACACGGUAGUACGAGUGUAUUUUCACGGAGUUACACGCAAAAAGCCGGCAUGGGUGAUUACCUAGUUGCAGGUGUGCAGCAGGAUGCAUUGGGCUCCGCACAGCUGGAGUUGGGCGGCAGUCCAAAUUCGCUGGCCCUGCGACGGCCCUUCGACCCGCUAGCCCACGACUUGGAGGCAAGUUUCCGUUUGACGCGGUUCGCGGAUUUGAAAGGCCGCGGAUGCAAAGUGCCCCAAGAGGUCCUCUACAAGCUGGUGGAAGGUUUACUACAGGACCACAAUGCCGCAGCGGAGCACGAACAUGCUCAUUUUAUGCAUAUGUCCAUUCCCAGAAUCGGAAUCGGCCUCGAUUGUUCGGUGACACCGCUCAGACAUGGUGGCUUGUGCCUGGUCCAGACGACGGACUUCUUCUACCCUUUGGUGGACGAUCCCUACAUGAUGGGCAAAAUAGCGUGCGCCAACGUGUUGAGCGACUUAUACGCCAUGGGUGUAACCGAAUGCGACAACAUGCUGAUGUUGUUGGGCGUUAGUACAAAGAUGACCGAGAAGGAACGCGACGUCGUCAUUCCGUUGAUAAUGCGGGGUUUCAAGGAUUCGGCGUUGGAAGCCAACACUUCGGUGACUGGCGGCCAGACAGUGGUGAACCCCUGGUGCACGAUUGGAGGUGUGGCGACAACGGUGUGUCAGCCCAAUGAGUACAUCGUUCCGGACAAUGCUGUCGUUGGUGAUGUGCUAGUGCUCACAAAGCCUCUGGGCACACAAGUAGCAGUAAAUGCCCACCAAUGGCUGGACCAACCGGAGCGUUGGAACCGCAUCAAGCUGGUUGUGAGCGAGGAAGACGUCAGAAAAGCUUACCACCGUGCCAUGGAUUCCAUGGCCCGACUAAACCGCAUAGCCAGCCGUCUAAUGCACAAGUACAAUGCUCACGGUGCAACUGACGUAACUGGUUUUGGUCUAUUGGGACAUGCACAGACACUGGCCUCCCAUCAGAAGAAUGAGGUCUCCUUCGUCAUUCACAACUUGCCUGUGAUUGCGAAAAUGGCAGCUGUCGCAAAGGCGUGUGGAAACAUGUUCCAACUCUUGCAAGGACACUCGGCUGAGACAUCGGGAGGGCUACUGAUCUGCCUGCCCAGAGAACAGGCAGCCGCCUACUGCAAAGAUAUAGAGAAGCAAGAGGGGUACCAAGCUUGGAUCAUUGGUAUUGUGGAGAAAGGCAACAGAACGGCCCGAAUCAUCGAUAAGCCGCGAGUAAUUGAGGUUCCAGCUAAAGAAUAAUUAUAUUUAAAUACUUUUUCCAAGUAUAUCUAGUGGUUAAUUUUAUAACUGCUUAUGUUGUAAUAAUUUACGAUGCUUGUAUAUUGUUUCUGCAAAGUUUAUCUGGCUUUUAAGUAACCUUAUAUUCCAGAAAAAAAUUUAAAUAUUUGGAUUCUCAUUAAUAAGUAGGUUAUUUUGUAAAGAAAUGUGUUCUUCAUUUUUAGUUUGAUAUGUCAUUAGAAGUAUAGGAAUAAAUUCAUAACUGUAUUUUAUAUGAUUUUUCAAUAUAAUACAAAAUUCACAUUGUAUCCUUAUUCUCAUGUAAUUUGAGUAAAACAAAUGAUUAUUUUUCUACUUAAGAUAUAUAUCUAAAAGAUCUAGUGGUUAUAAUGUUGUUCUUUAUGAUCCCUUCUAUAUAUUUGUUUUACGUUUGUAUUUUCACUUGAGAAUAAACAUACUUUAACCAUG